Pestalotiopsis fici W106-1 is the source of this 3012-nucleotide messenger RNA. RefSeq lists its product as uncharacterized. Lineage: Eukaryota; Fungi; Ascomycota; Sordariomycetes; Amphisphaeriales; Sporocadaceae. The coding region runs from base 1 to 3012 and encodes 1003 amino acids. The transcript is spliced from 6 exons. The record is from RefSeq and is a predicted model, not a curated record.
AUGGUUCUCUUCAAACGCAAGCCAGUGCAGUUUCUGCAGACCCCCGUCGUCGAAGAUGAAUCCAUAGAGGUCUGGCAUAUACCCCAAACGGGGGAAAUAUUUACCUCUUACGAAGAAUACUUGAAUCGCAUGGAUUUCUAUACCCAGCCGCGAUUCAUCUGCCAGAUUACUGGUCACUCCGGUCUCACCUUUUUUGCAGCUCUCCGAAGCGAACAAGCCGGUGCCGAAGAAGUCGAACAAGCUUUCCCAGAAGCCCUCAAGGGUCCCGUAUUGCGACGCGUCCAAUUCCAGACGAUUUCACGAAUCGAUAAUCUUGUCGACAUGAUAUACGACGAGUUCAAGGCCGAUUACUAUCCUGGAGAAGCUGUCACAAUACACCUUAUGAACGGCGAACGAACGACCGGUAUCGUGAGAGACAAGGCGCGGCUCGGAAGCAAGGUACUCCCUGAUGGGACACUCACCCCUCCGUAUUCGCGCUACUUCACCAGUAUCGAUGGGCGACCUGGAGAAGAGGCCGCGGUCGACGAGAACAACAUCUACAGGGACAGGAAAGUUUUCACCAAGUCCGUCCUGAGGUCCUUUAUUAAGAAGACUGUCACUCGGGCAGCCUGGACUGGCGCACCAUGGCUGGUCAAGCACGAUGUUGCGGCACAGUACCACAUCGACACCCGCGUUCCUCCUCAUCUACAAUACAACAACAAGUUAGCGGAACGUAAGCAACACCAAGCGCAGAAGAGAGCACUGGGUGUCCAAGACAUGGUCUCCGCCAACGGCGCAUCGCUUCACAACGCGCUGGGACCGGCCAGACUUCCCGAACUCAAACCAGCGCCCAAGGCUCAGAAGAUAUCGAAACUCCAAGAACAGCAUCUCAGGGGCAGACAGGGAAUACAUGUCGGGCCGGACCCUGGUUUUGUGCCCGGGAACAAUCCCUUCCAGUUCCCCGUAUCAUUUAGGAACAACAUGCCGCCACCCCCUGCGCCGGUCGUAUACACACCGCCUGAACCGCCGCCGCCGCCGCCGCCCCCCAAAUAUCCGAUCGAAGAUCUGCAGCUAGAGCCUCGCGAUGAUUAUGUGCGACCGCCCCUCAAGUUUUUAUGUGCAGACCCUCCGCAAGGUGUUGUUGAUAGUGGAGCCCGCAACGACAAGAUACUUAUGAAGUCAAUGGGCCCCCUCUUGGAGACAUGGGACACCUUGAACGUCUACGCUGAGAUAUUCAAGCUGGAUUCUUUCACAUUUGAUGACUUUGUGCAAGCCUUGGAAGUUGCGCGCGCCAAUGUUCCAGUUCAGCUUUUUGACGAGGUCCAUUGUGCGGUGUUGAAGCAACUGGUAAGCUCCGAGGCGGACGGUGGCAAGUUAUUGGUGCGGAUGCCAGAACUUGAGGAGGAAGAUGAAGAGGAGGAAGACGAGGAUGAUGAUAGCGAAGAAGCCCCCUCGCCCGAGCCUGAACCGGAACCAAAACCCCCGGCGCGUGCGACUCGGCGAAGCCUGGCCAAGGCUGAAGCAGAGAGACUACAAGCUGAGGCGGCGGCUGCCGAGAAGGAGGAGGCCGAAGACACCCCGGUCGUCAAGCACCGAGCAGCGGAGGUUUUGGCCGACUAUGACUGGAUUGAACAUCUCAAGAAGCGCGAUUUCAAGGAUGGUGGAUGGGAGAUGAUCAUGGUCGGUUUACUGAACCAACUCUCGCGGGAACCUAGGAAAACCGAAAUAUGUGAGGAGUUGCUCAGUAAGCUCGUGCCUCCGGACCAAGAGCCAUCUCGCGAGACGGUCCAGCAAUGCUACAGCAAUCUCGAUCUCAACCUCCGGAUAUCUGCACUCCAGAUUAUAUGCAUGCUGACAACGGGAACCAAGGCCGUCCGGGCCUACAUGGAAGACUGUGCAGAGACCAUGACUGGGUACCGCAAAGAGAAGAUUGAGUGGCAGAAGAACCGAAAACAAGCUGUGGAGGAGCUCAAGGCUUUGAAUGAGCAGAAGAAACUGUUACUUCCGGAAAAUACGCCGCAAUCACCCAAGGCUGACGAGGCACCCAAGACUAAUGGCGACGUCAAGAUGACGGACGCUGAUGAAUCGCUCCAAGAGGAGACAGCGGAGGAGGUGGCCGACAGCGAUGAUGACCUCAGUCUCCGUCGUAACACCCGGCGCGGAGGCGACCGGGCUGUUGUUCAGCGGAAGCAGAAAGAACGGGAAGAAGAACAGAAGAGAAAAGAGGCAGAGGCUGCAGCGGCCAAACAGCCGAAGCAGUCAAAACAAUUUAUCAAGCUGCUCAAGGACAUACAGAAGAAGGAAGAGUAUAUCAAGAAGUGUGAGGACGAAGUUGCCGUUAUAGAGAACGACCUCCGCGAGGCAGAUUGUGCGCGGACUCGUGUGCUGGGCAAGGAUCGAUUCUGGAAUAGGUAUUACUGGUUUGAGCGCAACGGUAUGCCAUACGCGGGGCUUCCAACCAGUUCAACCGCCGAGUCGGGUUAUGCCAACGGCUGCAUCUGGGUGCAGGGUCCCGACGACCUUGAGAGGGAGGGCUAUAUUGACCUGUCCCCAGAGCUCCAAGCUGAGUAUAAGCAGAAGUUCAAGAUCACAGUUUCCCAGCGCAAGAAGAUGGAAGAGGGCCGAACAAGCGUCUUCAAUGCGCACCAGUGGGGCUAUUAUUCCGAGCCAAACGACGUCGAGUCUCUUCUGAACUGGCUGGAUCCCCGGGGCUUCAAUGAGCUCAAGCUGCGCAAGGAGCUGAUCAAUUGCAAGGAGAAGGUCAUCUCUGGUAUGGAGGCUCGGACACAAUAUCUUGCAACGGAGGAGGAGGAAGCCGCCGAAAAAGAAAAGAAGGAGGAGCAGCAACCCAAGGAGUCGAAGCGCAUGAGUACCCGUGCAAAGAACCAACCGUCCCCAGAGCUGCAGCCGCAGCACCGUUGUUUGAAUUGGUACAAUUCCAUGGCGAUUGACGAGAUUGGCCACAUUCACAGCGAGGAGCCGGUGCCUCAGGAGAAGAAGAGCAGAAAGCCAGGCAGGAAAUCAAAAGGUUGA